CUCUGGGCGCCACGCUGCCGCCCGCUCGAGUCAACUGACUCGACUCAGACGCAGACAGACUGUGCGCCAGUCAGGCCCAGUCUUCUCCCAGCCACCGCUGCUCCCACACCGGUUGCCCUCCACUCUCCAGGAUUCACAAUACAGAGUUCUCUUGUGAUUUUGUUGUGGUUUUGAAGAGAUGUAAACAAUACAAAAAAAAGGCGUAAAACUCUAGUGUGAAAAAUAAAUAAGUUGUGAACUACAGAAAGGAAACUAGACGGAAAUAAAGACAACAGUGAAUAUUAUCCUGCACACCCGAAUUAGUGUUCGAUGAUAAGGGAGUCGGUGCUGCCGAGGACUGACUAAGUAAGCCUCCAGCCGGGAGUGUGAACAGUGCCGCUGCUUGAGCGAGGACCCCGGGCCGGAGGGCGGAGGGCGGCACGACGCGACGAUGACGGAGGCGAUGCUGUGGAGGGGCGGGGAGAUGGGGGGCCUGUCCGCCAGCCCCUCCCUGCUGCUGAUGAUGAUGCUGCCACUGCUGACUGCUGGCACCACCCCGCCCACCCAUGAUCUCUGCCACCAGGACGGCAUCUACUACCCCAAUGGCAGCGAGUGGCGGCGAGACGCCUGUGUGCUGUGCCAGUGCCACGGAGGAGUGGCAGCGUGUGAGCGGGAGGCGUGUAGGAUGCCUUCCUGCCGGCCACCCCAGCGGCUCAUCCGACACCCCCAACACUGCUGUCCACAGUGCCUGCCGCCGCCAACGCCUUGCAAAGCAGGAGAUUCCCUCUUCCAGGAUGGUGAAGUGUGGUCCCCCGGGGGGUGUGAGCAGUGCCAGUGUAUCAGCGGAACAGUGUCCUGCGGCCGCCAGUCCUGCAAUGUCAGCAGCUGCCCCGAGGGUCAGGUGCCCCUGCAACUCCCUGAAAAGUGCUGCCCAGAGUGCGUACCGUUGGGCCGACCGUGCAAGGUGGGGAAUGAAGUGCAUAUAGAUGGUGCUUUGUGGUCACCUGUGGCCUGCACUCACUGCCAGUGCCGUGAUGGGAGGACACUGUGCUAUGUCGCCCAGUGCCCUCAGCUCACAUGCCCUGCUAACCACACUCUGGAGGUCACUCAAGGCUCAUGCUGUCCUAGGUGUGUGGGAAUACCAUGUGAGGUGGAGGGAAGAAUAUUCAAGUCUGAUGAACAUUGGAAAGAAAAUGACUGUUUGGACUGUGUGUGCCUGGCUGGGCGUGUCCUGUGCCACCAACAAGAGUGUCCCGGCCUCCAGUGCCGGCCAGAUGAGGAACUAUAUCAAGAGGAAGGUGUCUGUUGUCCUACUUGCACUAAGAAGCAGGGUUGGUGUCGACUUGAGAAUGGUACACGGUUAGCUCCAGGACAAGUGUGGAGCAAUACUGCUUGUGACCUUUGUACAUGUCAAGAGGGCAAGAUUAUAUGCAAUAAGGUAGAAUGUGGUGGGACAAGGUGUGGUGUUGGAGAAUCCUUCGUUACUAAACCUGGAGCCUGCUGUCCCGAAUGUGUUGUGGACCAUUCUAUGUGUCUAGUUGAUGGGGCAAUUAAAAAGAAUGGAGACGUUUGGAAGUCUGGUAAGUGUCAGCUGUGCUCCUGUAUCACUGGGGAAGUCACUUGCUAUCAGCCUUCCUGCCCUGUCUGCCCCAGAGGAAUGGUAGCAACAACAAAAAAUCACAGUGACUGCUGCCCACAGUGUCAGGCCAUCACAUGUCCUAGCCACUGUUCAGUUUGUCUUCCUGGUAGCCCACAGCCAUUGUGCACAGUUUGCCUAAAGGGAUAUUACCGUCAAUCAGGUGUAUGUGUGAAAGAAUGUGGACAAGGCAGCUUCCGGCAGGGUUCGGAGUGCAUUAGCUGUCAUCCCACGUGCUCAGCGUGCUCACAGGCAACCAUGUUUCACUGUAUGAAAUGCAGAGAUGGGGAAGUGUUGCAUGAAGGCCAGUGUGUGAGUGACUGUGGCCGGGGAUUCUUUGCCAGUGAAGGAAGCUGCCGUCCAUGCCAUGCUUCCUGCAGUGAGUGUGCAGGGCCAGAACCUAACCAGUGUCAGGUGUGCCCUGAAAAGACUUUCCUGCAUGCAGGUACUUGCAGUGAAGCCUGUCCCAGGGGAUAUUAUGCCAGGGAGCAGGUGUGUGAAGAAUGCGAGGAAGAAUGUGAGGUGUGUGGGAUGGGGCAGUGUCUUCUUUGCAACUCUUCCUUGUGGAAAGAGAAUGGGCAUUGCCGUCAAGACUGUUCACCAGGCUUUUAUAAAAGUCAAGGCAACACUUGUGUCAACUGUCAUCCCUCAUGCAAGACGUGUAAUGGUGCUGGCAUUUCUUCCUGUACAUCAUGUCCCCAUUACCUUUUCCUAAGUGGGUCUUCCUGUCUGAGCCAGUGUCCAAGAGGAACAUAUGCUAGAGAAGGGCUGUGUUUACCAUGCCACAAGUCUUGCUCUCAUUGUUUGGAUAAGGGACAUGAAAGCUGUACUGAAUGCUCCCAAGCUGGCCAUGUGGUGGUGAUACAAGGGCAGGAAAGUGCAAUCUCAGGAAGAUGUGAAGACUCCUGUCCAUCCAAUCACCAGAUGCUUGGAGACAUAUGUGUUGUACCCCCUUUGGGCUGUGAUGUGUGGAAUGUGGCAGAGCCAACACAUUGCCAACAAUGCCUCAAUGGAUGGAAGCAGCAGGGUCACAGCUGUGUCAAGACAUGUGAUUCAGGCUAUUAUUAUCUUAUGAAGAAGAAUGUGUGCUUAGAGUGUGAUCCACGGUGCAAGACCUGUUCUGGUCCUGGUCACAGAAGCUGCCUAACCUGCCACAAGAGGGCCACACUCCACCCAAGGAAGACUGGAGCAGAGUGUCUAACUAAAUGUCACCGGAGGCAUUACUUGGCUCUAGAUAACACAUGCCAAACUUGUCAUCCCUCCUGCAAUGUGUGUGCUCUUGACCACACCAACACCUCCUCUAGCAUUUGUCUGCGCUGUAAGGGGGGAUACAAGCACCGGGAGGGUGACCAAUGCGUACUUAACUGCAGCCAGGGACACUUUUUGAGCCGUGAUUCUAAUACAUGUGAGCAGUGUCACCCUCAGUGUGCAACAUGUGAUGGACCUCACGUGACCAGCUGCCUCACCUGCCUUGAAGGAAUGAACCUCACACCUCAGGGAAUAUGUGAAACAAUCCAAUGUUCCAGUGGUUUCUACCUUACUUCUGAGGGAAUUUGCUCCAAGUGUGAGGGAAAUUGUAACACCUGCACAAGUGAUGGUUCCAGAUGCCUCACCUGCCAUCCCUCUCAACAUCUGCUCUAUGGCAAAUGUGUUGAUCAGUGUCCACCAAUGUUUUAUGUGGAUAUGAAUGCUGAUGGAGAAUGUCAAGAGUGUCACUGGACCUGUGAGAAAUGUUUGGGCCCCUCGGAAGAAGACUGCCUUGAAUGCAGGGCUGAUACAUUAAAAGAGGGGAAUAAAUGUCUUGCUGAAUGUUCAAUAGGACACUACCAGGUUGGCCAGGAAUGUCAUCCAUGCCCUGGAGGCUGUAGCAAGUGCAACACCAGCUCAUUGUGUUUAGCCUGCCACCCUCCCUACCUGCUGCAGUAUGAUCUAUGUGUUACCUCCUGCAAGUCAGGAACUUUUGCAAAUGUAUUUGAUAAUCGCUGCCAUGAGUGUGGAAGUGGGUGUGAGGAAUGUUCUCUGUACGAGUGUUUACACUGCCGCCCACCCUACCUGCUGCAGGGGGGCCAGUGUGUGGAGCAGUGCAGUCCCAACUACCUUACCAAUACUGUGUCUGGAGUCUGCCACUACAACACUGCAGGGCCUUCAUUUCAACUCCUCGGACCCAUUGUUGCAGAAAAUGGAAAGUUGUUUCCUCUCAAUGGUUCUGUGCUUCACAUUGUAGACACUGACACUUCCAGUGAUUUGCUGGUUGUCACACUAGAAGACCCACCCUCAAAUGGAGAUCUUCUGAGAAUGGUCAAUGGCAGCAGCCAAAAACUAAAGAAAAAUGAUAAUUUUACCGUUUCUGAAAUGACUGAGAACAAAAUAUUUUACAGGCAUCAGGCAAACCUAUCUUUGUUUGGAAAGGUGCAGUUCAAUGUGUGGGAUGGUCACUAUAAGGCAGGGCCAGAAUUGAUCUCAAUCAGUGUGAUUUCCCAACAUCCUCCUGAAGUGUUUAUAAAUGAGCCUUUGCUGGUUCUUCGUGGACAGCAAGCUGUAUUAAGUAAUGAGGUCUUGAAUAUUCUUGACUUGGACAACCCUGAAAGUGUAACAAUCAUGCUGGUGGAUAGGCCUCAUCAUGGCCAGUUAUCUGUGGCUGAUGAGAAAGUCCUUAUGUUUACCCUUGAGGAACUGACCCAGGAACAGGUAAUAUACUCUCAUGAUGGUUCAAGCAAAGAAUCUGACCUUGUAUUACUUCAGGCUAGUGAUGAGUAUAAUGUGGUGAACUUCCUCCUUCAAGUAUACAUUGUUGAUGAAGAGCAUAAGCACCCUAUACUGACCAGGAACUUUGGUGCAAGGGUGCAGGUGGGUGGAAGAGUUCAGAUCUCCCCUCAGUUACUGCAGGCUUCAGACAUUGAUUCAGAAGAUACAAAUUUAGUGUUCACUCUUCUGCCUAUGCUGGAAAACUCUGGCCAAGGUAAAAUUGCACUUGUCAUCCCACUGCCCCCAGCCCCUGAGGGCUUCUUCCAUGAUGGAUGGACUCAGAUGGAUGAGGCACAUUUGGUUAGACCUACCACUAGCUUCACUCAACGGGAUGUUGAUGAGGGUCGUGUAUGGUACUUACACUCUGGGGAGUUAGUGGGCGGUGAUAGCACAUCAGACCAACUGUUGUUCUCAGUGGCUGACAGCUCCCACCCACCUAACAUCCUCGGUGACCAGGCCUUUAUCAUACAAGUGGAGGCCUCAGAGCCGGGGUUAGAUAUGUCACCUGCACCAAACACUCAACUAACUGCAACAGUGCUGGAGGGCCAAGCUGUGACCCUGACUCCUAGCCAUCUCUCUGUUCCUGGAGUUGGUCCAUCUGAUCACCUUGUAUAUACCAUCACUCACCCUCUGGGGCCUCAUCAUGGCUCUCUUUUCCACAUUGAUUCCCCCGGCCUUGAACUGCGACAAUUCAUGCAAGCAGACAUUGAUGAUAUGAAGAUCAUAUAUAUGCCACCUUUUAGUGACAUGGGACAAGAAGAUAAAUAUUUCAGCUUUAAAUUUACAGUCUCUGAUCCCAUGGCAGGAGGCUCAAACCAGCUACCUGAGCAGAAGUUUACCUUUCAUGUUGUUCCCCACAAAGGAACCCAGUUUUCAUUCAAUCACCCAGAUCCAGAGAUUAUCAUAAGCAGUCAUGAGACAGUGGAGCUCCAAUCUGAGUUCUUUGAACUGAUGAAUUUGGCACAAGGAGAAGAAGUGAUAUUUAUCCUUUUGGAGGCACCUCUCCAUGGUACUGUCACAAGAGAAGCAGAGGGAAAUUCUUACCUAUUUACAGAAGAGGAGAGUCUGGACCACAGCACUAUAAGACAAUCCCGCCUCCUGUACAAACAUGAUGGUUCUGAGGCAACCCAAGACUCCAUGGUAUUUCUGGCCCUGGGCCACUCGUCUGAAGCCAGCACGCGCAUCAGCAUCACUGUGCUCCCUCGUCAUCAUGACCAUGACCAUCCCUCCAGGAAUGAAAAUGCCACAUUGUCAGUGACACUAAAUGAAUAUGAAUCCAAAGUCAUCACCAGUGCUCAUCUUCGCUUCACCGACCUGCAUUCCCAAGAUGAAGACAUUGUAUACACCAUGCUUCUCGAACCUCAUUUGGGGUCUCUAGUCUUAAUGGAAUCUUCUGGUGUUACACAAGUGCUCAAUAAGACCAAUAAAUUCACACAAGCAGACAUCGUGCAAGGCUUCAUCAGUUACACUUCUCUUGUGGAGAUCGGCCCCACAGCAGCAGAGGACCAAGUGACUUUCAAUGUUACAGAUCUUCAAAGCAAUGUACUUUCUAAUCAGGUGCUUAGGAUAGCCAUUCUUAGUGUGGACAACAGCAUCCCUGAGGUAAAAGUGGGAAGUCCAGUAGUAGUGGCCGAGGGAGGCAGUACAAUGAUCCCUUCAGGCUCAAUCACUGCUUCAGAUCUGGACACUCCUCUCUCUAACCUUGAAGUGGUGCUGGAUUCACAACCAGUUGUUGGAUACUUAACCAACAAAAAUUCAGACAUGAGGAUUGGUUCCAAGGGAGCAAAUCCUCUCACAAAAUUUACAUACCCAGCCCUGCAGGGAGGCAACAUAUGGUACAUUCAGUCUCAUCACCGUCAUCAGGAGCCCGUCCAUGAUACUUUUCACUUCCACAUCACUGAUGGGAAAAGUAACUCCCCUGUUGAAAGACUCGAUAUAACUAUCAAGCCUGUGAAUGAUGAACCACCAGUUGUUCUUGGAGAACAAGUGGUAGUUGAAAAGGGCGAGACCGCCAUCAUUCAAAAUCAGUCCCUUAUUAUAUCAGACACAGAUUCAGGAGCAGAAAAUCUAGUGAUUAUUGUGGAACAGCUGCCACAGCACGGGUCAUUACACAGGAAGAAGUCCUCAUCAGAUUCUAUCAAGCAGAGUGAACGACUCGUGCGUGGCCAACACUUCACUUUUCAGGACAUCUUGAACGAGUUGAUUCUUUACAGCCAUGAUGGCUCAAAGUACCCGGAGGAUGUAAUGGAAAUAUUGGUGAGUGAUGGCAAUCAUGAAACUGGAGGAAUUGUUGAAUUUGAAAUAGUGCAAAAACAAAAUAUGUCUCCAAAGCUGAGCAUCUCCUCCAGCCUCAGUGUUAGGACCGGCCAAGUUGCUGUCAUUUCCCAGAGCCAAUUGAAAGCUGAGGAUGCUGAUUCAGAAGACAAAUUUAUUCAGUAUGUGAUCACUAAUGUGCCCAAUUCAGGAAGUCUUGAAGUCUUUCGUUUGGGUUCAUGGGUGGCACUUGAUGUAGGGUCAGUUUUUCUGCAACAAGAUAUUCAGAACCACCAUGUUCGAUUUGUUCAUCAUUAUGAUGCACAUGCAACCACGGAUGCUCUUCGUUUCAACCUUUUGGAUCCCGAGGGAAAUAUUAACUUGGAUCAAGCUCUGCAUAUCACUGUGUUAGAAGAUCAUACAGCACCACGUAUUGUCACUAAUAUGGGACUUACACUCUCUGAGGAUGACACUGUUCCCAUCACUCGCCAUCUCCUUUCAGCCACUGAUGUUGAGAUUGACUCAUCACAGUUAAUGUUUUCUGUAGUAAGUGGGCCAGAACAUGGGCAGGUGACUUUGGCUACUUCACCUGAAGAAGCAGUAUUUAACUGGACUCAGGAAGUAUUGAACACAGGAAACUUAUUGUACCACCACUAUAAUGAUGAUGAGAGCACCAGUGAUCAUUUUGUCUUCAUAGUCUCUGAUGGACCUAAUAGCAUCAAGGAUACAUUUCAUAUCACCAUCACACCUGUGGAUGAUCAGCUUCCAGUUCUUGCCACUAAUGUUAUCAAAGUUCAAGAAGGAAUGAAAAAAGUUAUUUCUCAGUUUGAAAUUGAAGCCUCCGAUGCAGAUACUCAUGAUGAACAUUUAGUGGUAACAGUGAAACAGCCACCACAGCAUGGCUGGUUGGAGGUUUCUGGGGAACAGGAUGCAAAGACUUUCACCAUGCUGGACCUGUAUUCAGGGGCUGUAUCUUAUGUACAUGAUGGCUCAGAUUCCUCUUCGGAUACCUUUAGUGCGGUGGUCUCAGACUCCACUAAUGCUCUAUACCAGCGGGCAGAAAGUCAAAUAGCUACAGCUGAACCAACUGCUAUUCGUGUUGAAGUUUCUAAGGUAGAAGAUGGCACCCCACUCCUGAGAGUGAAUAGGGGAAUUCAUUUUUUGCAACAGGAAGCUGGAACCAAGGGAAAAAAUUUCAUCACAAGCCAUGAACUGCUAGUUGAGGACAAAGACACUCCCCCAGAGGAAGUGAAAAUGAUUGUAAUGGCUGGACCAGUCCAUGGGGAGCUUCAUCUCACUUCACAGAAGAAUUCUGUUUCUUCUUUUACUCAAGCCGAUAUAAUAGCUGGACACCUCUACUAUGAACUCACAUCGUCUUCCCACCAAGUUUAUAGUGACCAGUUUACCUUUGAAGUAACGGAUAACAAGUCCAGUGUUGUGCCUGAAAAUAUUUUUCAUAUUCAAUGGUCAUGGUUUGAAAUGGGCCAAAAGCAGUACAAUGUGACAGAAACUGACAGUGCAGUCAAUGUUCUGGUGAAAAGAAAAGGUAAUUUGAAACAACAGUCAUCAGUUACCUGCCUCACACAUGGAGGAUCUGCCAGAGGGAGAGCUAAAGUAGUGGAUAUGGUAGAUUUCACAGCUGUUUCCAAUACCUUGCUAUUUGAAGAAGGAGAAGCUGAGAAAUACUGUGUUGUCCCUAUCCAAGAUGAUGAUAAGUUUGAAGGCUCUGAGAAAUUUACUGUAAAGUUGGUGGAACCAAGUUAUGCCCUCCUAGGAAGACCAAGAAAGUCACUUAUAAACAUUAAUGAUGAUGAAGAUAAACCAUCAGUCACAUUUGAUGCUAGUCACUUUGUUGUUAGGGAGACUGAAGGUUUUAUUAUUGCAAGACUGAAGCGUGGUGGAGAUAUUAACAUGGGAGCAUCUGUCAUGUGUGUGAGAGAUGGAUCAGCCAUUGGUUCCCAGCCGAACCAAUUAGCCAACGGAACGGACUUUAUUCAUCGUUUACAUGAUGAGUCUUCUAUGGUUGUAUUUGCUCCUGGCAUUACAGAGUCAUCAUGUACUGUUAAAAUCAUAGAUGAUCAUUUUGAAAUGAAUGAAGAAUUUUUUAUUACUGAAAGACCCUCUCAAGGCACAACUCUUGGGGAGAACUGGAGAGCUUCUGUUACCAUCAGAGGACCAAAUGAUCAAAGCACAAUUGGUUUCAGCCCAACAGAGUAUAUAGUGUCAGAGAGCAAGGGUACUGUAACUCUCUGGCUUGAGAGAACUGGAAUGGACUUCAGUCACACAUGCAGUGUUUGGUGCAUCACGAGAGGCUCUUAUCAGGAAGCUCAGCCUUCCCUUGAUUUUGUUCCACACUCUGAGCAGGUCAACUUUACAGAGGGGCAAAGAAUUGCAAACUGCUCCAUUCAUCUGAUUGACGAUAAACUUAAUCCAAAAGUUGAAGAGGAACAAUUUGUUGUGUCCCUAAGGACUGGACAAAAUGCUUCCAUCAGUAGCAGCACUUCAGAGGCCAUUGUGACUUUGACAGAUGAAGAGGACAGCCCCUCAAUACAAUUUGGAGCAGCAGAGGUGACUGUUCGAGAAAACCAGACAGUGGUUAGGAUCCCAGUGGUACGCUCAGGUGACAUGAGUCAAGUAUCUACUGUUCGUUGCUCAACACGACAAAGGUCAGCCAAAGCAAAUGAAGACUUUAUAGAGCGACCAAACACGGAAGAAUCUGUUGUUACCUUCAACAGGGGAGUUUCUCGGAUAGAGUGUGAAGUAAAUAUAAUAGAUGAUCUUAUUUAUGAAAAGGAAGAAAAGUUCAUUGUUAAGUUAUCGCAUCCAGACUCAACAUCAAGUUUUCGUCCCUACCUCGGUGAAGACAGGGUGACACGGGUUACCAUCAUAGACUGGGAAGAUCGCCCAAGAGUAUCAUUUGAACAUGGUGCCUAUACCACUCCCCAGCCAACUACCCUCACUCCUUCAUCUGUGUACCGCAUACCCAUCAUCAGGCUUGGUGACGCCUCGCAAGUUUCUUGGGUGAAUGUUUCCAGCAAGGAUGGUUCAGCUGUAUCUGGAGAGGAUUACCAGUCACUUCAUACUCAAGUGGAAUUCAGUCCUGGGGACACCAGGAUAGCAGCAGAAUUGUUGCUGCUGCACAACCCUAGGAGCAUGGGACCAAGGACUUUCACAGUAGUGUUGGGACCUGAGAGCCUCACUAAUAUUCCACUUGGGACUCUUACAACCACAUCCAUUACGGUUUUACCACAAGUAGAUGGACAAAGCUGGAUUCUGCCAGCCCCUCCUAUAGUUGUUUCUCUCCCUUUCUACCAAAAUGCUGGGGAAUAUAUCAAGAAACCAGCUAGUCCAGGCCUUCCACUGAUAUGUGUAUCUCCCUGUGAGGCAAGCUAUCCAGGGAGUAACAUUACAAGAGAGAUGUGUGCUGAAUCAAGGAUUAAUGUGUCUUCCCUUCAGUACUCAUGGGAAGUAGCAGUUCCAGCUGAGGGUGGCAGUGGCAUCACUCCAUUCUAUACUCUCUCAGAUGACACAAACUUUGCAAGUUCACACAAUAAAGUGCUUGAUUCCAUGUUUUUUGCUCGACACUUCUCGCUUCGAUGUAUUGCUACUCCAACUCAAGGUGAUGGGACACAUGGAGUUCCUUUACGAAGUGAAGGUGUGAUCAUUGGAACUCAUAAUGAGGUUUGUCAAGCAGUAAUAAAUGCAGGCCUUGGUGGUGGGCUCCAGGGUCAAUCUUUUAAGGCCUCUUUGACGUACAUCAAUGCAUCAGCAGAACACCACCCCAAUACUAUCAAAGUUAAUGUUGAAAUUUCCCAUCAAGAUGGCAUGGUUCCAUUGGUAUCAACUCUUCCACUUCAUAAUGUGCGUUACCUUCUAACUGAGGAAGUGUACCGCACACAUCAUCGCUGCUCCAACUUAAACCUUGAUGGUGGGUUCUUGAAUCCCUCUUUACACCGUUCAUCUAAUGAGAGCUAUCAUGCUGACAGAGAGAACAAGACUCUUCAACUGUACCAACAUCUUGAUAUGAAGGCAUGUUUAUGGACCUUCACUGCCUGGUUUUCAAUGACUGAGUUGAUUGACCGCUGUGGUGGUCAGGUGGUCUCAGAUUUCCAGGUUGGAUCAAGUGGUCAGAGUUUCCUGACUGUACGUGUUCCAUUGUACAUCUCUCGCGUGCAUGCCACGUCACCUCCUGGUUGGGCUUCUCUUGACCAUCGCACUGAGCUCUCAGUGUCCUUGUACUACAAUACCCUUCUGUGGCACCGUGGACCCCUCACCCAACCUUCCCUCACUGCCAGGAUACAGGUGACGAGAAUGUCAAUAGAUGACUCUGGGCGUCUUGUUAUAGACCUAAGGACUCAAGCUAAGUUUAGAGGACAGUUUGUGAUGCAUCAUCCUGAGCUGGAUCAGCACACCUCCCGCCUCAUCCCACCCAGCCACUUGGAUACACAAUUCUCAUUGGAGCUUGUGUGGUCAGCCUCCACUUGGGAGGGUCCUGAGCAGGUUUGGCGAGCAACAAGUAUUUACAGUCUUCCAGACUACACAGGCGAAUACAAGCUUGAGUUGGUGCCCUGCACUGCACCUCCAGAACAAGCCUUCAUUGUUUCUGACCCUCCAGCCUGCACACCACAGCCCCCUCAAGCCUUUCCUUUGCCACUUGCCAUUCAGCAAAGCCACCGCCCUGUGCCUCUUGUGUACACUCUCAACACAGUAUUUCAACUACUCGACAGUCCAGAUGUCUUCCUUCAGGAUCCUCAAAAAGUGGAUAAUUUACAGGAGAUAGACUAUAAUGGAAGCUUUGGUCCUGGACAGACCAUAUAUGGUCGAGUACUGUGGCACCCGAGUCAAGACCUUCACUCAGCCUACCAGCUCUAUAUUCAGCGUGUAUACCUCUGUACUGGUGCCGAUGGGUACAUUCCUACUUAUGACCCAACAGGAGAGCUUUACAAGGAAGGGCCUCAAUACGGCUGCCUAAAGCCUUCCAGCAAACUGAAACACAGGUUCCUUAUUCUGGAUCGAGAACAGCCAAUUCCAAGUGAAGCCGAUCUAAGCUUACCGGGACUGAAAGCUCAUUUUGCCAGGGACCUGCCAGAGUUUGCCUCUAUCAAGCAGUUUUCUGGUGUAGAUGGCUUCCUUCUUGACACUGAUGGCUUGUACCAGGUGAACUCAGGCCAUCAGUGGUAUUUACAGGUACUGUACACAAUUGGGCCCAGUAAUGAACGGCUGCGUCGGGAGACAAACCUCCACUCUACAGUAAUGAGUACAGCUCCAGUUUCUUCUGGGAAUUAUACGACAAAGAGUGAGGACUAUAGUGGUGAUAACCAACUGUUUAAUCAUUCAUCUCAUGAAAACUUGAAGAAAGCAUGGGAGCUACCAGCCCCAUCCUUUUUAACAUCUUUACACACCAGAAAUGGAACAAAUAUGAGGAACUUUGAAUUGGAAUUGACAAGUGCCAGGACAUCUGACAGCUCCCUUUUUUUGUACAUUCUUUAUUCAGUGAUUGCACUCCUGGCCCUUAUAGUGGUGGCAGUUGGAACACUUUUGAUUGUAAAAAGACUUUAUAAAAAAUCAGAAAAAGAUAAAGUGAUUGUUGUGCGUGGUUUAAAAAAUGACGAGGAGUUUAGAAGAAGAGGUGAAACAAAAGCACAAGAAAGGCCAAAAACAUUACCUCCCAACAUGACACUGAAUAGUGAAAGUAAUCUUCAGACAGUGAAGGUGAAAACUUUAGCAAUAACUGUCAGAAAUAAUCUAGAAGAUGAGGGAACUGAAGUGUAA
Molecule: messenger RNA, 12385 nt
Organism: Eriocheir sinensis (Chinese mitten crab)
Lineage: Eukaryota; Metazoa; Arthropoda; Malacostraca; Decapoda; Varunidae
Product: extracellular matrix organizing protein FRAS1-like
Biological process (GO): cell communication
Cellular component (GO): membrane
Molecular function (GO): protein binding
Source: RefSeq, a predicted model, not a curated record